AUGAGUAAAGAAAAAGAGCAAAAAAUUAGCAUACGUGAUAUACUGAACAAAAAGCCACAGCUCACGCAAAAGACGCCGCUAGAUUUUUUCUUUGAGGAUCUGGAUGACCAUGUAAUUACUCCAAUAAACGAAUUUGAGUUUGACUCGGCUUGUCAUUCUUCCAUUUAUCAGGUUUUGGGAUGUACAAAUAAUAAUGGGUUUGUUGCGGUGCUUUUGCAAAGUUUUGAAAAUUUGCAUAUUGAAGUACUUGAACAGCAAAGGACGCUCGCUCAAAACAAAAGUGAUUUAUUGCCCAUCUCAUUGCAUGAUAUGAAGUACGUGGAUGAACUAAUAAAUCUUUUGAUUAUUCACGGUAUAGAUGCCAAUUUGUCUUCAGCAAUGAAAAUUCCGUUCGAUUCGAAAAGAUUGAAUGCUUUCAAGAAGGGCGAAAAAAACACACAAUAUGAAACUCCUCGAGGGCAUAUCAUAAACAGUGAUACAUUAUCUCAAGUUAUAAUUGUAUUUUAUAAUAUUCUGACCGAUGAAAAGUCCUCUGACUAUUUGAGAAGUAUAAUUUUAAAGGGCAGUGCGUAUGCGAACAUUUUCUUGGGUUUAAAUGUACUACACCUGCAGUUUCCCAACGAGUUCACUUCACAAAUGAUUACAAAACUAGAAAGUUCUCAAGAAACUUAUAUUUUAUUUACGGUGUAUACUUUACUAGUCGAAACAAUUCAGGAUGGAAAGACAAGGGAAGUAAUACUAUCAAGGCUAACAACUCUAACCUUACGCAGACCAGAAAACGGCCUGAUCAGCUUAAUUGAUUUUAUCUUGGGUGUAAGAGAUGCAGAAGAUAUUGAUAUCGAAAAGUUUAAUCGUAUCUACCAGAUUUUGAUGAGCAAACCGAAAACAAUGACAAACUUGCAAUAUUUGACCGGAUUGUUCGAACAAAUUUACGACGGCCUCACUUAUGUGAACAGACCUGUCCUAGUCACUUGUUUGAAUGGAUUAAUCUCCAAGUUCUACACGAGGAAUAAGAGAAUUGUACAAGACUUUCUUUUCAAAAAAAUCUACUCCAUCAUUUUCAAUCAUCCGUUGCGCGAUCAUUCGGCAAAGAAACUGAAUGACGUUAUCAACGUUCUCAUAUCGUUGUCUAAAAAUUCUUCGACGGAUUUACUCAAUGAUUUAGUUACAGGUCACCCCAACGAAUAUGGCGCUUCUGGUCAAUUUUUUUUGAAUAUAUGGAUAUAUGGACUAUUUUUGAAGAAAACCCAAAAAAUUAACCCGUUAAGAGUAAAUGAAUUAUCUAUUUCGGAAGAUAAAAGUUCACAACGAACAAAUUUGUCAAGCGAACCUUCUUCAAAUUACUACCAGGUUGUCUUAUCAUUAUUAAAGUCCUUAAUAGUUACAACAGGAAAUUAUCAGAACCUAAAUCUAUUGAGUCUGAACCUGCUCAAUUUAGAGCAUGACAAAUGGAGGUUUUUGAUUAAUUUAGACACCCAUCUACCCUACAUAUCAGUUAAAAAUCCGAAUACAGCGCAGUUACUCUCCGACAAGAGUUCGAAGAAUGGUCAGAUGUCUGAAUUUUUCCGAGAUAUGGACCUUUCAGUAGAUCUGUUUAUGGACUUUCUAAUACUGAUAAAUGAUGAUGAACAAUUGAAGAUUCUGUUUUUGGAAAUUUUGAAAAGAUGGGUUCAUCAUACGAGGGAAGGCGAGAAAAAAUCCUUAACGGCUCUGCGUAAGAUAUCGGAUGUGUCAGAUAAUGCACUGGUGCUCAUGGACUUGAAGAUUUUGGAACGUAUGAACGAACAAUUUAAAUCAAAUUUUGUAAACAAGCCUAAAGAUAUCCUUAUCGUCAUUGAUCAAUUGCUUGAUAUAGUUCAAAGAAAAGAUGAAGCACAGAAAGAAGAAGCUGAUUCAGAUGAUGAAGAAGAAGAAGAAAAGGAAGAAGAAGAAGAAGAGGGAAUGAAAGAACCAGAUUUAAAGGAGGAUUCUGGCUUCAUGAUUAUCUUACGAUUAUUGUCUACUGUCCUUUCAGAAUCUACCAACAAUAUAUUAUCGCAGAAUAGCCAUAUAUUAGAAUCCAUCUGCAGAAAAUUAUCUUCUUUCAACACUGAUGAUUCUGAAGUGGAAAUAUUGUUGAAAUCGAUAGAUGAUAUUUUGAUCAAAAAGUCCACAAUAAACACCAGCGAUAACAAAGAAAUUGACAUGGACAAGGACAUUCUGGAUAAAGCGAUGACUAAUCUAAAUGAUCCUUUGGUUCCCAUAAAAUCACUUGGGUUAACAGAGCUACGGAAACUAAUUGAAAAGAAGUCUCGAGUAAUUUCACUGGAAAAUGUGUUGCAAAUACAUUUAGAUUAUUUGAAGGAUGCAGAUCCCUUUAUCUACCUUAACGUCAUUAAAGGACUUACGAUGUUAUGCGAGUCAGAACCGGAAAUUGUCUUACCUUUACUUGUUCAGUUUUACGCAGAUAAGCAGAAGAAGAAUAAAUUAGAUAACGUGCUGAAAGUCGGCGAGGUAUUUAUCAAUUAUAUUCAACGUCAAAACCAACUGUUUCAGGGUGAAAUGGCGUAUUUGAUUAUAGAUACCUGUCUUGACAUCGUCAGACCAAACGAUAACGCACCAUUGGAUAACAGACGGCGUAUGUCGUCUAUGUCAAUCUUGGGCAUGUGUCUUCAAACCAAUGCUAGGGGCCUCCCAGACAGGAUCCGCGAUAUGUUGGAUUGUGCAUUUGGAAUACUGCAAUUAGAACAGCCACGUAGACAUUCGGAGGACAAGGAUAAUUCUUUUCUAAUGAGAAGAAGUGCUGUACAUCUGAUACACGACUUUCUGUACAGCACAGGGCUCGAAAUGCUCCCCUCUGAGUAUAAUUACGACCAGUUAAAGAGGCUUUUGUCUUACGUGCAUGACCAAGACGAAGAUUACUUGGUCUGUGGGCAGGUUAACAAGCUUCUGACCGUGAUAGACAGUUUGUAG
Saccharomyces kudriavzevii IFO 1802 is the source of this 2952-nucleotide messenger RNA. RefSeq names its product Rtp1p (gene RTP1). Gene Ontology annotation, biological process: protein secretion. The transcript has a single exon. Bases 1 to 2952 code for a protein of 983 amino acids. NCBI's taxonomy places the organism in Eukaryota, Fungi, Ascomycota, Saccharomycetes, Saccharomycetales, Saccharomycetaceae. The record is from RefSeq and is a predicted model, not a curated record.